UGCUGGCAGCCGAGGUGGUGAAGUUCUUCUUCCCCGCCAUGGUGCAGCUGCACAGCUACGUGCCCGCCAGCUCCACGCCGCAGAAGUUGGCCAACUGGGGCCACCUCAACAGGAAAGUGCUGAGUAAGCUGAACUUCUCCGUCCCGGAUGACCUGAUCCGGCAGGUCGUGCAGUGCCGGCCGGGCACGGUGGAGCAGGUGCUGCUCCUGCUGCGGCAGAAGAUUGAGGAGAAGCAGAAGCAGAGCAGUGUGGUGCCUGGCCCAGGCCAGGAGCCGGGCGUACGGGCAGUGCUGGAAGAGGUCAGCUACCUGGAGACGGGCAGGGCUGGCUACUCAAAGGUGAAGACCGACGCUGGAGGAGGCUGUGCCCAGGCAUCUCCCGGGGCUGCCGGGUACGGGCUGCUGGUCCUGCCUACUG
Molecule: messenger RNA, 417 nt
Organism: Egretta garzetta (little egret)
Lineage: Eukaryota; Metazoa; Chordata; Aves; Pelecaniformes; Ardeidae
Gene: SPEF1
Product: sperm flagellar 1
Exons: 4
Biological process (GO): regulation of cytoskeleton organization
Cellular component (GO): axoneme
Molecular function (GO): microtubule binding
Source: RefSeq, a predicted model, not a curated record